Chrysoperla carnea is the source of this 606-nucleotide messenger RNA. RefSeq names its product ring-infected erythrocyte surface antigen-like. The record is from RefSeq and is a predicted model, not a curated record. Gene Ontology annotation, molecular function: serine-type endopeptidase activity. Lineage: Eukaryota; Metazoa; Arthropoda; Insecta; Neuroptera; Chrysopidae. Gene Ontology annotation, biological process: proteolysis. The transcript has 2 exons. The coding region runs from base 4 to 591 and encodes 195 amino acids.
GAAAUGUUACUGCAACUUUUCAUUCCAAUAUUUUAUGCAGUAAUUUUUAUUUACGCAGAUGCGCAAGAGAAUAGUGAAACUGUAAGCACAGAAAAAAACAACGAAACUGUAAACGUAGAAGAAAACAGCGAAAAUGUAAGCGCAGAAGAAAACAAGGAAACUGCAAGCGCAAAUGAAAACAUCGAAACUAUAAACGCAGAAAAAAACAGCGAAAAUGUUAGCGCCGAAGAAAACAAGGAAACUGCAAGCGCAAAUGAAAACACCGCAGAAGAAAACAGCGAAAAUGUGAGCGCAGAAGAAAAGAAGGAAGAUGUUAGCGCAAAUUUAAGCGACAGCAGUGACAGCAAUGUAGAAACAUACUCAAAAGCUGUAGUGAGCAAAUAUGGAACUGAAGUGAUUGGUCACAAUGGUAAUCGUAUCGAAGGCGAAUCAUCAUCUGAAGAGGAAAUAAUGACAGGCGGCCGAAAGAGUAAUAGUACGUCAAUAGUGUCCUUGCGAAAUGGCACUGAGGAUGUCAAUACACAUUAUUGUGCUGGAUCAAUUAUAUCGGCAACAACAAUUUUAACAGCUGCUCAUUGUAUCGGAGGGUAAAAAAUAUUGCAAUGA